AUGUCACUGCCUCAGAAGGGAGUAGGACUCUCAAAUGCGGCAUCCCGCAAGGGCUUUCAGGCUUUCUUCUCUAAAGUGGCUGACAUGGUAGAGGAAGCUUUGCAGCAUAACGAAACCGUAGACAUCCUAAAGAACGACAUGCUACACAUGGAAGGUGCUGCUGGCACAGCACUGCAACUGGAAACCGAAGAGGGUCUGAAAGAGGCAUUCACAUUCACUGAUCUCUCCCACUCAAAAAACAAGCUCAUUUCGUACAUCCGAUGGAUUCCUGAGUCAGAAAAGCUGAUAGCAUGCGCCGCAAUGGACACUGCAUCCUUCGAUGAACGCGUGGAUGCUCCUUCUCGUUCGUCAAAGUCUGUUAUCCUCAUUUGGUCUCUUGAAAAUCCGCUUGUUCCCCAGCAACUGUUUGUUGCUCCUUCUGGCGAGAUGUACGGCUCCCGUGCCGCCGUCGAGAGCUAUUUUGCCGUGAUAAAUGCCAGCUAA
Messenger RNA from Eimeria mitis, 483 nucleotides. RefSeq lists its product as uncharacterized. Gene Ontology annotation, biological process: cilium movement involved in cell motility; inner dynein arm assembly. The coding region runs from base 1 to 483 and encodes 160 amino acids. The record is from RefSeq and is a predicted model, not a curated record. Gene Ontology annotation, molecular function: dynein light chain binding; dynein heavy chain binding. Lineage: Eukaryota; Apicomplexa; Conoidasida; Eucoccidiorida; Eimeriidae. Gene Ontology annotation, cellular component: inner dynein arm. The transcript is spliced from 4 exons.